UAUGGAUAUUAAUUAGAAGAGAAAAUUAAAAGUCAAAACCAUUUCUCAAUAAGUGUUUGAGCUUGAAGUGCCACAAGAUGUAUUACAAAUAUUAAAAUAAUCCUAGAUUUCGAUCGCAGACUUAAAAAAGGAAAUUUUUACUAAAUCUUAAGUUCCAAUAGAUAGACAAAGAUUGAUCUUUUUGGGAAAGGCUCUUCUAGAUAAUCAAAAAUUAAAUGAAAUAAGUAUUUAACAUCAUCUAUCCAUUAGUUAAGGAGGAUGAUUAAACAAUUCAUUUGAUGGCCAUUACUAAUCCCCAAUAACCUCAACAAUAACCAAAUUAAAAUUAAACUUAAUAGUAAUAAUAGAGAUUGUAAUUUAUGCCUGGCAUACAAACAACUACAUAAAUACAUAUUGGAGCAGGAGGUAAGUCAAUUAUCUAUAUCUCAAUUUAGAUGGUUAGCCAUUUAUGCCCCCAGAUUUAGCUAAUAUUCUACAAAUUUUUGGUCCACAAAUGGCAAGGUCUACAUAAUAGCAAUAGUCAUAAUAAUAAUAAUAAGCUCAACCAACUCAAUAGACAUAAUAAUAAUAAUAAUAAUAAUCAUAAUAAUAAUAAUAAUAAUAAUAAUAGUAAUAAUCUUAAUAAUAGCAAUAACAAACUUAGCCAAAUUAGCCUGACCCUAGACAAUAACCAUAAAUCCCACAAUAAUAAAAUUAACCAUAAUUGCAGUAAGUGACUCUUUUACCAAAUAAUUAAUCUGCAGUUGGAAUACACCUUCCUUAAGAAUAAAUUUAAUAAUUGAAUAACUUAUUAGGUAAUUUUUAUCAGUCAUAAUUCCUUGGAUUACAAUUCUAACUACCAUAGAUGACUGAACAUAGAAACAACGUUACUGUUUUAGGCCAUUACCUUCAUUAAUUAUGUUUUCUUUUUUAAAGAACUCUACCAAUAUUGUAAAGGGUAUCAGACUUGUUAAUGAGGGAACCCUUUUUAGCCUCUGAAAAUGAAAGAAGAGAAACAAUGUAAUUAGCCAGAGACUCAUCAACUAUUAUGUAGGGAAUUAAUAGAAUGACUGCCGAUUUGUUUUCAGCUCUACUUAGAUUUUUAGUCCUUGGAAAUGCUCCAGGUUAAUUUUCAUUAUAGGUCCCAUCCUAAUUAUUAUAAAAUCCUCACCACAAUCAUGGAUCUAUUAACAUAUAACAUUCACAUAUAACUAGAAAUCCAUAACAAUAAUAAACUUAAUAAUAAUAAAAUCAAUAGUAAUAAUAACAAUAAUAAUAGUAGUAAUAAUAAUAACAAUAAUAGUAAUAAUAACAAUAAUAACCAUAAUAAAACUUAUUAAGCUCUUUAGGAUAACUAUUGAACUAAUUCUCAUAAAAUCCAAACAUAUAAUAAAAUAAUUCACAAUAGAUAUAAGUUGAAUAACAGGGAGAUUAAAUUAUUAUUGAUGCAUAAGUUUUAGAAAUUGAUGCAGGAAGUGAGUUAGGCUCAAAUUAAGAAGGAGAUCAAUAAUAAAAUAACAAUCCUUUAAAUGCUAUCAAUAAUUUAGUCAAGUAUGUAUUUUUUAUUAUAUAGCAAUUUGAUAAAUUUAGAAUAAUAGUAAUAUUAGCCCCAAUAGUAAUUCUAAUCUCCAUAACACUAACAAUAGCCAUAAGGAAAUGAAUAAUAACACUAAUAGCCAUAAUAGCCACAGAAUAAUUAAAACAUCCCUCAAUAAGCCUAAUCAAUGAUGUCUGGUUUACUUGGAAAUCUUGGCCUUGGUGGUUAAUAAGGAGGAGCUAAUUUAUUUACAAUGACUUUAUAGGAACUCAUGAUGCAAAAUUAUGCAAAUAAGAUGGAAGAUGGUGAGAUAGAAAUUUUAUAAAUAUUUUCGUAAGUCAAAGUAGGAGAUAUAAUGGCUGCUUAGGUCUCCGGUAAUUAUUCGUUUUUAGAUGGAUUGCAAGGAAAUAUCAAAGAGAAUCUACACAAUUUAAUUGGAAAAUUUGAAGGCAGAAUUGAAUUAAUUGAAAAACUUGCAAAUUCAUUUUUAUCAACAGUAGUUCCUAAAGGAAGUCAUCAACAUCUAGUAAUUGAAGGAUUCGAACCAAGAAUAACAGCUUCUGAAGCUCUUGUAAAACACAUAAAAUAAUUUUUUAUGAUUAUUGAUAAGGACUAUACAAAUAGUGUUGAAAAGUUUAGUGAUGCUAUGGUAAGUCAAUUUUAUAAAAUGAUUGGAGAAACUACUUAUGAAGUAUCAGAAGGAUUGGUUCAUGGCCUUGAUGAUUACAAAUUAGUUAUUUAGUAAUUAUUAUUUUCAUACUUAGAGCAAACGUCGAAGAAUUAUUAAGGAAGACUAUUGGUCCAGAAAUUGGUGUUAUGUUUGGUGGUAUGUUGUUUAUGAUGCUUUGGAGUGUGAUUGAGAGAUCAUAUAAUUAGUAUAAAAAAUCUCUUGAAUAAUAAUAAACAAUAAUAUAAUAGGAAGAUGUAUUAACAGAAGAAUAAGUAAGUCGAAUUGAAAUGAUAUAAUAGUUAUUGAAAGAGAUCACUGAGGCCAGCCAAGCAUGUAAACAGAAUAUUGAAACUAAUUUUUCUAACGAAUAUAAAAAAGGAGAUCCAGGGUAUAAAGAUUUCGAUUGAUAUAUAUCAAAUUUGUGCAAGAAUAUAAUCAUAAAUUUAUC
Messenger RNA from Paramecium octaurelia, 2634 nucleotides. The record is from the annotation of a GenBank genome assembly. Lineage: Eukaryota; Ciliophora; Oligohymenophorea; Peniculida; Parameciidae.